AUGUCUGGCUCAUACGUCCUCCUCCAAUUCGGAUCAGAUAUCUUCAACCAUGGAUUUGAGGAUCUCGAGAGCAGACCAGCAUUCACAGUAGUAAAUUUAAUUGUUCACAUCGCUCGCGAAGCGGCCUGGAGCCAGCAGCAUCCAGAAAUCAUGGGUCCCAGCAAUUCUUUCUUGUAUUUCGGCCCAUCAAAAACACCAGGAUACCUUGUGUACGGUAAUGGGCCGGAGAUCACGCUAUUUUACGGCGCGCAGAAUGGUAAGGAGCUGAAGUGGAAAGUUUUUCCUCAAAAGAUGGAGUGCUUUGAUGGACGCUCUACAGUCGCUACAUGGGAGCUCAGCCUUACUAUGGUCACUGAAAUUUUAACCACUUUGUUUCUGAAUCGCAUAGCUCUGGUUUUAGACUGGAAGCUGUAA
Molecule: messenger RNA, 414 nt
Organism: Suillus bovinus
Lineage: Eukaryota; Fungi; Basidiomycota; Agaricomycetes; Boletales; Suillaceae
Exons: 5
Coding region: 1-414 (137 amino acids)
Source: RefSeq, a predicted model, not a curated record